Messenger RNA from Rhizoctonia solani, 2082 nucleotides. RefSeq names its product cyclase. The transcript has 16 exons. The coding region runs from base 1 to 2082 and encodes 693 amino acids. NCBI's taxonomy places the organism in Eukaryota, Fungi, Basidiomycota, Agaricomycetes, Cantharellales, Ceratobasidiaceae. Gene Ontology annotation, molecular function: arylformamidase activity. The record is from RefSeq and is a predicted model, not a curated record.
AUGGAUCCGACUUUCGCUACCUCUGGAACCGAGCGGAAUCGUUUACCAGCAUUCAAAGAUCUCCCGCUCAAACCGGAAUAUCCCCCACAUGCUGCCUGGGGUGUCUGGGGAGAGAAGGACGAGCUCGGGACUGUGAAUAAUAUCACACCAGAGACGAUUGCCGCAGCGUCCAAAGAAAUCAAGCUUGGUAUGAGCAUUCCACUCAACUGGGCCAUGGAUCAGCCAACAUACCCAUUCUAUGACCGUAAGGGAUUUCACCAAGAGCAUAUUGCGAAGACACCCAGGAUAGUCAAUGACGAUAUCAUCCACUUUAACACCCAGUGUUCAUCCCAGUGGGACUCUCUGCGCCACUUUGGCUAUCAGGCCGAAAAGGUGUUCUAUAAUGGGUUAAAGCAAGAGACUCUACUAUCUGAUCCAUUCAUAACUACAAACGGAAUUCACAAUUGGGCCAAAACGGGGAUUGUGGGCCGUGGUGUGCUCCUAGACUUUUAUGCAUAUGCCCAACGGCAUAACCUCAAUUAUGACCCGUUCUCGCAACACGGUGCCAGCUUGGACCAGAUCAAAGCUGUACAAGCAGAGCAAGGUGUUGAAAUCAGGGGUGGAGAUAUCCUAUUGAUUAGGUUUGGAUUCAUCGCACAAUACACCACCUUGUCGGAUGAACGGAAACGGGAGGUAGCCAAAGUACCGCAUACAUGGGCUGGAAUGGAACAGUCCAAAGAGUUUUUGGAGUGGUUUUGGGAUAACCGUUUUGCGGCUCUGGCAGGGGAUACGCCUGCUUUUGAGAUGUAUCCCCCGCGCGGGGAUUUCAUGCUCCAUCCAUUCAUACUGUCAGGAUUUGGUUGUCCGCUCGGCGAGAUGUUUGAUCUUGAACGGUUGGCGAAAGAGUGCGCCGCUGCGCAGCGCUGGAGCUUCUUCUUUACUUCCGCACCGCUCAAUAUUCCGGGCGGCGUAGCAAGUCCUCCAAAUGCCAUCGCUAUUUUCAAACGCCAGCACAUGUCGGCGGGGAGUCACCCGGCGUAUGAGAUGGAUGUGUUCCGCAACUCCAACGUAUUUAUGAUGAGAGCAUAUGAUCAUAGUCAUGUCACCUGUCGCCCAUUUCAGAACAUUUCUGAGCUGUCAACUAUUAUCCUGGCAGGAAUGAUGGGACAAUACGCCUUUGCAGUAUUUUGGGGAGCAAUAAUAGACUCUAUCGGACCUCAUGCAUGCUCGUUGGCAGCAAGCGCCCUCUUCCUGUUUUCUUGGUCAACAUUUGCAUACCUUGUCGCUAAUUCACUCGGAUCUCCAACCAUCCUCGCUGCCUUGUUCUUUACGGCUGGAGUUGGCCGUGUCGCAUCCUAUUUUUCGUCAAUCUUCGCAUCCCGUUCCAAGAAGAAGAGCGGACUGGCCACCAGUGUCCCUCUUGCGCUUAGCGGUCUUUCUCCAUUGGUGUUAAGCUAUGUUGCUGGACCUUGGAUUUUGGGGAUAUGUAGCGAUAGGCAUAGUUAUUACGGGCACGGCGGAAACGGUAAUAGCAAACAUGGGCACGAUUGUUAUGGAAUUCCAGGUCAUGCUGAGAGCGUAGCUGCUGCGCAGGUGCGAUUUAUCUCGAUUGCAGGAACAUUGGCAAAGCUGUGCACUGGGCCAUUGGCAGACUGGAUUUGCCCUCCGGUAGACGAAGGCCCCACCCUGGUAUGCUGGUGCGGGCCAGUCAGACCAGAUCCGAAGAAGGGAAUGAACAGGAUGCUGAUUCCGGCCAUGUGCUUGACAAUACUAGCCAGUGUAUAUGCGUAUACUGCGGUAUGCAUAACCAGCGCGGACCAACUAUGGAUACUUUCCGUCGGAACUGGACUGGCGUACGGGGCUUCAUGGGCCGUACUGCCAAGUAUAACAAGCGUGAUUUGGGGUGCGCGAAACCUUGGUCGAAACUUUGGCAUUCUGUCGUAUGCUCCAUUGGUUGGGACACCCAUCUUCACGUACGUCUAUGCAUGGACGAGUGAGGAAGGCCGAGACUGGCGUAUGAUGUUUUUGAUAAGCGUCGCAUCGGUGGCAGCCGCGCUAGUGUGGUGUGGUAUGCUAUGGAGACGGUGGAGUGGAUUAUUGUAA